AUGCCCCCGAAACGAAAACACGACGAUGAUGAUGCCGAGGAAGAUCCUAAGCGCUACGCCUAUCUCAAACCUCAAGUUCGUCGCGUCCCAGAGAAAACAAUCAAGUCGAAAUGGGCCCCCCUGCCAGAACCCGUCCAGGAAAAGGUCAAGGACAUGUUCCAUUCCCUCGAGCGACCGGUGAUAAUGCGAAACCAAAAUGAGCGCAAACGAAUCGAGGCACAGAGCGCCGUGCAAGCGGUCGUGCGAAACUUAGGCAAACGACUUCCGCGCAUGCCAUUUCCGCCCAUAACGAAAGACUCGAACUUCGAUUAUGAAUCUGCGCUGAAUGAGCAUCGUUCGCUUGAGACACACUUGGCUACCAUGAAUGAUAGCGUUGAUCUGUUGAAAGCGGAGAUUGCUAAGGAGGAGGCGCUUCUUGCGAAGGAAACAAAGGCGCUUCAGGAAAUGGACAAGAACGCUAAACGUGCCGAGGCGGAAAGGAAACGGCAGACUAAGAACGAACACCCCGUGCUCCGACGCCUGGAUGCGCUUCCUCGGAGCGAGGGCUCUAUGUCCUCUGAUUUUACGCUUGUCGGCGCGAAAGAUGGCCAGCUUACACUGGACGAAUUAAGCACCGAUCCCGAAGCUGAAGGGCUCAUUAAACAACUGCAUGGCCACCUUCGAUCCAUGCAAAGCAAUACUGCACCCUUCACAGGACUUGCCGAUGCCAUCACUCGUUCACAAGCGGCCUUGGAUCUGUAUUCAAUGCCCAAUGAUUGA
Messenger RNA from Penicillium bovifimosum, 759 nucleotides. RefSeq lists its product as uncharacterized. The record is from RefSeq and is a predicted model, not a curated record. The transcript has 5 exons. NCBI's taxonomy places the organism in Eukaryota, Fungi, Ascomycota, Eurotiomycetes, Eurotiales, Aspergillaceae. Bases 1 to 759 code for a protein of 252 amino acids.